This is a messenger RNA of Capsella rubella, 1976 nucleotides long. RefSeq names its product inositol-pentakisphosphate 2-kinase. The record is from RefSeq and is a predicted model, not a curated record. Gene Ontology annotation, molecular function: ATP binding; inositol-1,3,4,5,6-pentakisphosphate 2-kinase activity. Bases 230 to 1585 code for a protein of 451 amino acids. Gene Ontology annotation, cellular component: nucleus. The transcript is spliced from 7 exons. NCBI's taxonomy places the organism in Eukaryota, Viridiplantae, Streptophyta, Magnoliopsida, Brassicales, Brassicaceae. Gene Ontology annotation, biological process: inositol phosphate biosynthetic process.
CAAAUAAAAAAGAAAGGUCAGCUCUCAAAUUUGACUCUCCAUAGCAAAAAACUUUGAUGCAGUAGUAAAGAAGAAACCCCCAAAGCUAAGAAGCGUCUUUGAUGUUGUAGUCAACCACAAGAAGAAGAAACUCUCCAUCGUCUUCUUCACCUACUCGUUCCCUUUUCGUUUUCUCGAUCUAGUUCUGCAUUGCGUCGUCUUCAUCGAUCUCGAAUCGAUUUCGAAUCGGAUGGAGAUGGUGUUGGAAGAGAAAGAUGGAUCUGAUUGGAUUUAUAGAGGUGAAGGUGGUGCUAAUCUCGUUCUUGCUUACGCUGGAUCAUCUCCACUCUUUGUAGGGAAAGUGAUUCGAAUACAAAAGGCGCGGAGGAAUGAUAAAGCGAACAAGAAUGUGAAUGGCGUUGUUUCGGUUUUAACGAGUGAUGAGCAGCUACUGUGGAGAGAAAACAAAGAGCUUAUUUCAUCUCCUAACAAGGAAGUUCUUGAGCAAAGAUAUGUUAAGCAUGUGAUCAUACCACUCUUGGGUUCUAAACAUGUAGAUGCAGGAGUACGUGUUUCUGUGUCUAAGAAGUUUCUUGAGUGUGUUGAUAAGAAAGUUACUAAGCAGCGACCGCUAUGGCGUGUUAAUGCAGCAAAUGUUGAUACUAGUCAUGAUUCUGCUCUUAUUUUGAAUGAUCAUUCACUUUUUUCUCAAGGGAUUUCUAGCAGUGGUGACUGCAUUAGUGUUGAAAUAAAGCCCAAAUGCGGAUUUCUUCCGACAUCAAGGUUCAUAUGUAAAGAAAACAUGCUCAAAACGAGUGUAAGCCGCUUCAAAAUGCAUCAACUCUUAAAGAUGGAGUAUAACGAGAUAUCUGAAGAAAGUGAAUAUGAUCCUCUUGAUCUGUUCUCUGGAUCCAAAGAGAGAGUUUUGGAAGCUAUAAAAGCCUUAUAUUCUACUCCCCAAAACAAUUUCCGUGUAUUCUUGAAUGGUUCUCUCAUAUUAGGGGGUUCGGGAGAAAGCACCGGGAGAACCAGUCCUGAAAUCGGGUAUGCCUUUGAGGAUGCUCUCAAAGGCUUCAUUCAAUCAGAAGACGGUCAGAGGACAAAGUGCUUUCUACAACUAGUAUCUGACGCUGUUUAUGACUCAGGAGUGCUUAAUAGACUUCUUGAAAUUCAGAAGCUAGACAAAUUAGACAUUGAAGGAGCGAUUCAUUCUUAUUACAAUAUUAUCAACCAGCCUUGCCCUAUUUGUAAAGAAGCUAGGCCAUUUGAGGCGAAAUCGUCUCUACAUGCUUUACCUUUAGAUGAAAGCUUGAAGAUAGUGAAAGAGUAUCUAAUUGCUGCAACUGCCAAAGACUGUAGUCUUAUGAUCAGUUUUCAAUCAAGAAAUGCUUGGGACUCAGAAUCUCCAUGUGAUUACGUCUCUCUGCAGUCGACCAAUCAAACGUUUGAUUACAAGGUACACUUCAUUGAUCUAAGCCUGAAACCAUUAAAGAGAAUGGAGGCAUACUACGUACUGGAUAAGAAGAUAAUUAACUUCUACAGUCAGAAGCAUAAGAUCGAAAGCACGUCGAAACAAAUCGGCAGCUCAAAACCUUCCCACGUCUAAGUUACCAAUUACUUUUUAUUGUUGUUGUUACUGUUGUAAAACAUAAAGCCGUAAAAGAUGAAAUGUUUAUUUAUAAUUUGUUGGAACGAUAUCUCCUCUCCCUGGUCUUUCAUCGCGCAACUCAGACACUCGGGCAUGGAGGGUAGUCGUUUCCUGGAGAUGUUUCCCUGGUCCAGAAUGCUCUCCAUCAAGUAUUGGAUUGCUUGUAGACACAAAGAUGGUGGAGCAUAGUCUGUGUUACUCGCCUUCGAUGGAAAAUGUUGUAGUCAUCGAUUUUCCGAUCUGUUGUGUCUAUUGAAUGGUGUCACUGUCACGGUUGGAAUUGCUUUUUUCUUCCUUGAUACUAUUAAGCGGUGCAACAAUAUUGAAAUGGAUUUUUCUUUGUGCUGAA